Messenger RNA from Castor canadensis (American beaver), 3874 nucleotides. It is a transcript of the gene Egln1, whose product is annotated as egl-9 family hypoxia inducible factor 1. The record is from RefSeq and is a predicted model, not a curated record. Lineage: Eukaryota; Metazoa; Chordata; Mammalia; Rodentia; Castoridae. Gene Ontology annotation, molecular function: ferrous iron binding; peptidyl-proline 4-dioxygenase activity; L-ascorbic acid binding. Gene Ontology annotation, biological process: cellular response to hypoxia; peptidyl-proline hydroxylation to 4-hydroxy-L-proline. Gene Ontology annotation, cellular component: cytoplasm; nucleus.
CCGGCGGCCCGGCGGCGAGGGCGAGGGCGCGGACGGCCUCCCCGAGCGGGCGGCGGUGUAUGGCGCCGUGACGGCCCCGCCGUCGCCGCCCCGCGCCCGGCCCCGGCCCAGCCGCCCUGCCGCCAUGGCCAGUGACAGCGGCGGGCCCGGCGGGCCGAGCGCCAGCGAGCGAGACCGGCAGUACUGCGAGCUGUGCGGGAAGAUGGAGAACCUGCUGCGCUGCGGCCGCUGCCGCAGCUCCUUCUACUGCUGCAAGGAGCACCAGCGCCAGGACUGGAAGAAGCACAAGCUCGUGUGCCAGGGCGGCGAGGCCGGCUCCGCGCCUGCGUCCCGGGCCUCGGGAGCCGCCACCCUCGCCGGGGCCACCACCGGCGCCGCUGCCGCCGGGGCGCGGGCGGCCGGGAAGGCGGCUCCUUCGCGCCGGGACUGCGCCGAGGCCGCGCGCGCGCCGGCCCCCGGGGACGCGGCCCAGGCCCGGGGUGGCCGCGGCCCGGCGGAGCCCGGCGUGGAGGAGCCGCCGGCCCGGCGCUCGCCCGGCCCCGAGCGCGCCAGCCUGUGUCCCGCGGGCGGCGCCCCCGGCGAGGCGCUGAGCCCCGGCGGCGGCCUGCGGCCCAACGGGCAGACGAAGCCGCUGCCCGCGUUGAAGCUGGCGCUGGAGUACAUCGUGCCGUGCAUGAACAAGCACGGCAUCUGCGUGGUGGACGACUUCCUGGGCAGGGAGACCGGGCAGCAGAUCGGCGACGAGGUGCGCGCGCUGCACGACACCGGCAAGUUCACGGACGGGCAGCUGGUCAGCCAGAAGAGCGACUCGUCCAAGGACAUUCGCGGCGACAAAAUCAUCUGGAUCGAGGGCAAGGAGCCCGGCUGCGAGACCAUCGGGCUACUCAUGAGCAGCAUGGACGACCUGAUCCGCCACUGCAGCGGGAAGCUGGGCAAUUACAAAAUCAACGGCCGGACGAAAGCCAUGGUCGCCUGUUACCCAGGCAAUGGAACGGGCUACGUUCGUCACGUUGAUAACCCGAAUGGAGAUGGACGGUGUGUGACGUGUAUAUAUUACCUGAAUAAGGACUGGGACGCCAAGGUAAGUGGAGGGAUACUUCGAAUUUUCCCAGAAGGCAAGGCCCAGUUUGCUGACAUUGAACCCAAAUUUGAUAGACUGCUGUUUUUCUGGUCUGACCGUCGCAACCCUCAUGAAGUACAGCCAGCAUACGCUACAAGGUACGCAAUAACUGUUUGGUAUUUUGAUGCAGAUGAGCGCGCGAGAGCUAAAGUAAAAUAUCUGACAGGUGAGAAGGGUGUGCGGGUGGAGCUCAACAAACCCUCCGAGUCCAUCGGCAAGGAGGCCCAGUAGGCCGUGCUGCACAGCCCACCGCACCUGCUGGCGUUGGACACUGUUUGCCAUCGAGUGUGAGCACAGCGAGUGCGUGGAGGAGACGCCGGCUGGCAUUUCAGCAAGGGACAGAGACAGCUCUGCUGGGGUUGGCGGAGCCGGCAGAGGGAGGACCGCGGCUUCCGGCGGGCAGAGGCGCCUUGGACACGGCUCCGCCCUGUGGAGAACCUUGUUCAUUCUUGUAUUUUACCACAUCUGUCAGUUCAUUUCACCUCUCUUUUUUAUAUCAAGUUUGAAUUUGGGAUAAUUUUUGUAUGAUUAGGUACAAUUUAUCAAAACUGAAUUGAGAAAAAAAUUACAGUAUUAUUCCUCAAAAUAACAUCAAUCUAUUUUUGUAAACUUCUUCGUACUAUUAAAUUCUGCCCUAAAAGACCUCGUGCGACGACUGUUGCCGUGACGCCAGUUCGUUUUCUUUUGACUGGAAAUAGGAAGGAGCACUUCAGUGACCUGCUGAAAACCCACUUGUUUUCUUGGCCUCUGAUUGGAACUCUUACGACAGUGAAGCCUAACGGUGAGGUGGUCCCCGCUGACUGCCGAGUAGCUUUUAGUUCAUGUUUUACAAGAAAAAAGGACACAGGAAGGGUUUGUCUUUUAAGUUAAUUCUUCUUUAAGCUAAGUGACCGGGACUAAUGAACUUGAGGCUGUCUGUCCUCAGUAUCAAGUUCCUGAGACCAGGGGCUCUCUUCUGCUUCAGGGGUCUCCUGUAGACGGAAGAUCCGUUUCCAAGACUUUCCCUUUGUCCCCUCCCUCCUCCUUCCUCGUAGGCUCCAUCUGAUCUGCAGAGCAGAACCUCAUUCUGUUGGAGAGCAUGCAGGGGUCCAGACCACGUGUAGGUGUGGACUUGGGUCCACUGGCUCCUCGGAUGGCGGUGAGGCAGUCCCCAUGUGACGUGGCCUUCUUCCUACCAGUACUGAAAGCUGCGUGCGUAGCACAGAAAAACCCAGUGUGACACCAAAUGCUUUAGUUUUACCGAUUUUCUUUUUCCCCUUUUAGAAGAGAGGGCCCGUUACCCAAUCGUACAAGGCCUCCCAGGCUUGUCAUCUCAAGGAUGGACGUCCAAGACUUCACUUCCCCAGGCUCCUUCGCCAACCCCGUGCUAGGUGUAAGUUGUGGGAGUGAGACCCGGCCCCUUAGGUUUCUAUCUGCCCUCAAUCUGCUUUGCCAAAACUUGAGUGUACAGAAACAUUUCUGUACAUUUCGGCUAUGACGGUUUCUGCAGCUGUAUACUUUGUAUUCAGUGGGAGACCUUUUCUAUGGAAAGCUCAGUAAUUUUUAUGAAAAGAUUGCUAUUGUUCAUGUAAAACAUGAAUGAAAAUCAAGUGAAGCUGACAGUGUGGCCUUGGGGGAUAAAGAUACUCACUACUGUGACCUGGGGUGGGGGCUUGCAGGGCAAAGUCCAGUUGUGCCCCUCGUCCUCUCCUUUGCCCCUGGUGACCGCUGACACCUCUCCAGCAAGUGCCUCCACCAGCCCGGCCAGGAGCGCGGGGCUCUGCCGUGUGGCUGUGGUGCCGUCUGCAGGGCCAGGCGAAGGCCCGCGCGCUGGUGGAAGGCAGCUGUCGGGAGCCUGCCAUCCUGCAGGCCGCACCUCCACAGGUGGGCAGAGCAGCAGCUCCUGCAGUCUGCGGUGGUGCCUGCCCAGCACGUCUUAAAUUGUGUACUUUUUGGAGAAGUUUAUGCACCUUCUUGGAGGUCAUUGUGAAAAGGUCACGAGAUUGGGAUGGUCGUCCUUCCUGUACGUCUGAAAUCCAUUGAUUUCAUUGAUUUCGGCACCAUCAGGACUGUUUAAGAGGAGACUUGAAGCUGUGUGUGGUCUGCGUUAGUCCUGGGGAAGAUAAAGCUUUAUGCUGCUGUUUGUACUGGACACAAUGACCAGCUGUAGGACACAGACCUUCGUCAUAGCAGGCAAAGACCUUCGGGACUCGCACACAGACCGGCUCUCCGUUGUGUCACUGGAGAGCAGUGUUGGCAUGGAAGCUCUCAAGUUGCUUGUAAAGCUAAUCUAAUAAAAAGAUGUAUAAAUGUUCUUGAAAACUACCGUUGUCAUUUCCAGCUGUCUUUUUUAACCAGCCUAGUCCAGCCUAAACGAUGGGGACAGACACAGCCCUGGUGUGGGAGCCAUGCCCAUCUGGGUUCUCGGCCAUGAACUCCCACCUGGGAGAGGGAUGUGAGUUCACCCGCAGCGGUUGGGUCAGUCCUGAGCUGAGGAGGACGGUGCGGGUCCUCCGGUGCUCACAGGCCUGCCGUGCGUGGGCACGUCCUGUCUCUUUAAAACUUUUAGUGUGUUUUUAAUGGUCUGGCCCAUCUUAAGUAGUUUUACUGGAACAUGUCGCUGAGUGGAAGAGAGGCCAAAUGAGUUAGAAAGGAAGGCUAAAUUAGGUAGGAUAGCCGGGUGCUGGUGGCUCAUCCUGUAAUUCUAGCUGAUCAGCAGGAUCGGAAGUUGAGGGCUAGCCUGGGCAAAGAGCUUACAAGACCCUAUCUUGGAAA